Tetrahymena thermophila SB210 is the source of this 1527-nucleotide messenger RNA. Its product is annotated as amine-terminal domain cyclin. The transcript is spliced from 5 exons. Gene Ontology annotation, molecular function: cyclin-dependent protein serine/threonine kinase regulator activity. Gene Ontology annotation, biological process: regulation of cyclin-dependent protein serine/threonine kinase activity; mitotic cell cycle phase transition. Gene Ontology annotation, cellular component: cytoplasm; nucleus; cyclin-dependent protein kinase holoenzyme complex. The record is from RefSeq and is a predicted model, not a curated record. Lineage: Eukaryota; Ciliophora; Oligohymenophorea; Hymenostomatida; Tetrahymenidae.
AUGGGUAAAAGAAGCUGCGAAAAGGGAGAAAGGGGGAAAAAAUGCUAGAAGUAAAGUAAUUUAAGUAAUAAUGUGAAUGGAGUUUCUAAAUUGAUAACAAAGAGCCCAUAACCAUAAAAUUAAUCUCAUCAUUCUUACAGGACAAGAUUAUAAAUUAUGUAAAAUGAGAAGUAAGGAAUGAACUUAAUGAAUACGGAACUGACUGUAACUACUGCCUGUACAGUCACACUUUCAAAUUAUAAUAUGAAUAACAGCAAAGGUUCUUACUUUGAUUAAAGUUCGACUACUAUAAACUGUGACUUUAGUACCACAUUUGCUAAUUCUACUUAGUAGACUUAAUACAAUAACACAAACUGUGCCAUAAUGGAAGAUACUAUCAAUCCAGAUUAUUUUGAGCAAUUUUUUAAAGUUGGAAACAAUAACUAAAAUAACCAGAGACCUAGAAGGUUAAAAAUUUAAAAACUUUAAUUCUAGAACAAUGAAGAUACACAAAAAUUGCAGGACAAAUUUAAGAAUCCUCAGCUUUAACAAAAAAAAAUAACAAAGAAGUAGCUCUAAAAAUUCCAACCUCAAGAUUUUCUUUCUGAAUUAGAAGACAUUUUUAAAAAUUUAAAUGAAUCCAUAAAGACUUACAAUUAUAAGAUUCCUUCCAAUCCAAAUUACUAAAAAAAGGCUUCUGCCACCUAAAUUUUCCAUCCUAUCACUUUCAAAAAGAGAAUACUUCUCAUAGACAACAUUAUAAAACUUGGAGUGUAUUUCAAUUACCAAAGACAGAUUGUGCAGUAAGCAAUCGCUCUUUUCGACACUCUCUUCCUCCAGCCUAAUAACCAAAUAAAGGAAAAAAACCUUUAACUGUAUGCGAUUACCUCCCUAUUCAUUUCAGCUAAGAAGGAAGAUUCUAAUAAGUAAACGCUAGACAAAUACGUAGAAUUCACAAAUUAGUACACAAAUUAAGAUUUUAUCAACUGCGAGAUGAGUAUAUUAAAUCUCCUCAAGUGGUAAAUCAGUCCUUUAAGUUUAGAAACAGUCAAUGGAGUUAUCAUUGAUUUGCUAGAAGGCAAAUUUUUCGGAUGUGGCUACAUGAAGUAAAAUUUCGCCUUCUAAUUCCGUCUAAAUGUGCUCGUAGAUUUGAUUAACUUGAAGUAGAACUUAACAAAUUUCUAAUACUGUAUUAAAAACAUUUCUCUAGCACUAAUCUUCGUCAGUCUUACUAUUGCUCAAGGUUGUUUUUCAAGCCUCGACUAAGCAUAGAUUGACUUGACAGAAAAUAUAUUCCAUCUCUGUAAUUAAACCACUUCUUCUUGCAACAGUACCACUCUAGCUAAAAUAAAUGAUAUCUUUGCCCAAUUCAUGCGUAAAUACUUCUACCUUACUUCUAUCAGCGAUAUUGCUUUAGAAAUUUAGUAUGUUGCUAAGUUCCUAGACUUUCUCUCAGAUCCAAUUAUUUAUUAAGUCCCUAAAAAGAUCCAUAUUUAAGCACACUUCCCAAACGCAGUGGAGUUUAUUUAAACUUCAAAGUUCUUGUGA